AUGUCGCGCCGUCAAAGUCGAGGCGUCGAUCCGGAGCUUUUCGCGCCCAGUGCACAGAGCUCAGCUGGUGACAGAUACGCAAAACCUUUACGACUCACGAUCGAGCUGGAACAUCUCAGCGGGUUUACGGGCAAAGGCAAGAACACGAUCCACGCGCAUCCUACCGACCCGGACAGCUACAUCACGUGCAUGGGUUCAGCUGUGGUGAUUGGCAAAAUCCAUGAUUCGCAGAGUCAAGAGCUGCUCUGUGCACACGAAGAAGAGAUCAACGUGAUGAGUUUGUCCAGUACAGGUACAUUUCUAGCCUCAGCACAAGUGCCUCCUCACUCCGGACGGACAGAUCGAGGUGGUGCGUUUAUCGUGGUCUGGGAUCUCACAUCAGCACAGGAGCGCUAUCGACUCCAGGGCUUCUUCCGUCCAAUACUCCAAAUGUCAUUCUCGCCAGAUGAUCAUUUCCUCGCGGCGUCCUCCGAAGACUGCCGGGUCAUUCUCUGGGAUAUGCGAACAUCCGAGGUGGUGCUUUCUAAACUUUUCCCCACCCCGAUAACAAUUCUGACCUGGGGUAAAAUGGACGAAAAGUGUCGCCGUCCUAGAUAUUCGCUCGCGUUUGCCCACUCCAGUCAACUCCUGAACGGCGAGUUAGCCUACGACAUCGCAGCCAUGCAGUAUCGUCUUGAAGUCUCCACUUUCUCGAUGCCCAACGUGGGGAUUGCUCGCACGUAUCUCUGCGCUGCAAUCACUCAAACCCGCACGGAUGUCCUUGCAGGAACCACAGCCGGAGAGCUGGUGGUUUUCAACACAGAGUCACUAGUCUACCGCAACGCCGUGCCAGUCGUUAGAAACGGCGUGCAGAGUGUCGCUGCAUGUGGAGACACCGGAUACGUGUACGUAGGCGCCGGCGACGGCGUUCUCAAGAAACUUGUAGGCCGUGACUCCGACUGGAACCUCGUAGGGCAAGUUCAACUUGUCGGCGGUAUCACCAGCAUCUCCAUUAGCCCUGGAGGAGCUCAGCUGUUCGCUGGUACCUCAGCAGGUAAAAUGUACCACGUGGUUGCCAAUACACUUGUGACUUCGGAAUUAGCGAGCAGUCAUCUGGGGGCAGUCACAAGCUGCGCCUUUGGGGAUUCAUGUGAAGAGUUCGCGACUAUUUCAGUAGACGGCAGUAUUCGCGUGUGGGAUUUAUCCUCCUACCAGCUCAAGUGUAUGGCUACCGAGGCAGUAGCGGGACUGUGUAUCACUAUUGCGAAAAACUCGACACAUUCCGGACUGCUAGUCUCCGGUUGGGUCGAUGGGUGGCUACGCGCCUACGAUGCAGCAAGUGCACAACCCAAAUGGCACAUUGCAACGGCACAUCGUGGAGAGGUGACUGCAGUGGCGUGUAGUGCUCAGUAUAUUGUGAGUGGAGCUAGUGACGGCGGAGUGAGCAUUUGGUCUUUUGCUACUCGAGAAUUGGUCCUGCAAUUCCAUGAACACAAACGAGCAGUCAGCGGCGUCCUCGUCGACGUCAAGUUACCACAUCGCGUUCACUCUUGUGGAGUAGACAAAGCUCUGUUCAUUUACGACCUCAAAGGAGCUCGGCGUGUUGUGGCACAGCAGGUUCGAGAGGGAGCGUUCCACGGUAUCACGCAGAGACUAGACAGCGAGACGGAGAUCGUUACUGCGGGCGCUGACGGCCGCCUGCUCUUCUGGGACUGCGACGAGCCGGACCCUGUCCAGUUCAUUGUAAGCCCCAGCAGGUCAAAAGUUACAUGCGCGCAAGUGUCUCCCUCAGGUCGAUUCCUGGCUACAUGUGGAGAAGACUGCGAGGUGCAACUCUUCGACGUUGGGUCCUCUGCGCUGCUGGCGUCAACACGCGGACACUCGAACACUGUGAACGCGCUGGCGUGGAGUCCGGACGAGCGACAACUCGUGUCUGUCGGCUCGGACUCGUGCAUUUGUAUCUGGAAUUUCUACCAAGAGUGA
This is a messenger RNA of Phytophthora infestans T30-4, 1962 nucleotides long. RefSeq lists its product as uncharacterized. NCBI's taxonomy places the organism in Eukaryota, Oomycota, Peronosporomycetes, Peronosporales, Peronosporaceae. The transcript has 4 exons. Gene Ontology annotation, biological process: cilium assembly. The record is from RefSeq and is a predicted model, not a curated record. Bases 1 to 1962 code for a protein of 653 amino acids. Gene Ontology annotation, molecular function: protein binding.